Pseudopipra pipra is the source of this 1085-nucleotide messenger RNA. It is a transcript of the gene IFNG, whose product is annotated as interferon gamma. Bases 543 to 1040 code for a protein of 165 amino acids. The record is from RefSeq and is a predicted model, not a curated record. Gene Ontology annotation, cellular component: extracellular region. The transcript has 4 exons. Gene Ontology annotation, biological process: adaptive immune response; humoral immune response. Gene Ontology annotation, molecular function: type II interferon receptor binding; cytokine activity. NCBI's taxonomy places the organism in Eukaryota, Metazoa, Chordata, Aves, Passeriformes, Pipridae.
CCAAGUGACUCUGAAGAAUGCCAUGGCAAUCUCAGUGGUUACUUUAAAAGAAUACCAGAAAUGAGUUGACUGUUAUACUGACCCUUUAACCACAACAUACGACUUUUUUUUUCAGCUAGCAUGUAUGAAUAUGCUUGAGCCGCAAUGUGUACUACUCUAUCAGUACCAUAAUUUCCCCCCUUUCCCCAACCACGUGUAAAAGAAACUUCAGAAUCUGCCACGUAAAUGUUACCCAUUGACGAACCACUGAAUUUUUUUCCAGGACCAUGCUUUAACAAAGAUGCUUUCGAGGGAUUCCCUUGUUCAGCCAAAAAUGAAGGGUUCUUAUCUAACACUAUCUUGUCUAAAUAUACACAGCCUGUGAUGACGAAAUAAAAAAAUUUCAAGACCAGGUAUAAAUACCACUGACAGGCAGAUGAAGUUCAUUCGUCUACUUUCUUCUAAUAGAAGGCUUAACCUAUUAGAAGUUGAAGUACACUGCUCUUAGAACUGACAUCUCCCAGAACUUAUCUGAGCCAUUUAACUGAACCAUCACCAAGAAAAUGACUUUCCAAACCUACAGCUUGUUUGUUCUCUCUAUCAUCAUGAUUUAUUCUGGACGUGUUGAAAAUAGAUUAAAUCUGCUUCAACUUCAAGAUGAUAUAGACAAACUGAAAGCUGAUUUUAACUCAAGCCGUUCAGAUGUAGGUGAUGGUGGACCUAUCUUUACGGGGAGAUUGUCAAACUGGACAGAAAGAAAUGAAAAAAGGAUCAUCCUGAGUCAGAUUGUUUCCAUGUACUUGAAAAUCCUUAAAAAUACUGACCAGUCAAAGGCACAUGUCAGGAACAUAUCUGAGGAGCUCUACACUUUGCAAAAAAGCCUUUCUGAUGACUCAAUGAAGAUGGAAUAUCUCAAGAACCUGACAGAGCUUCAGGUGAAUGACUUGAAAAUUCAACGUAAAGCUGUGAAUGAGCUGUUCAGUGUCUUACAAAAACUGGGGGAUACUACAAGUUCUCCCAGAAGAAAAAGAAGGCUGGUUCAGAGGCAGUGCAAAUGCUAAUGCCAUCUUAUGUUCUUUUGUACUGAGUUACUGUGCAAAUCUUUU